AACCACUUUAUUGUUUUGGGUGGAGAGUAGGGAUACAGUGAAUGCUUGGCAACCGAAAUAAGCCGGAAAAAAAUAUGCCGAACAAAAUUUGAUCAAACAUAUUGGCUGUGUAAAAGCAUUUUAAAAAGUCUGAGAAAGAUGUUACAAUCAUUACAAGCGCACGCAGCGAAAUGCCAUACUACCAUGCAGCUUUCACUGUAUUGCAGUAUGCUGUGCGCACAUUGAACAGUAUGUGAAUUUUCUGUAUGCGCGAAAGGCCCAGAGGCAAUAUUUGAAAAGAGAAAAUAAAAAGGCCACUUAAUAAUACAGUGUUUAAUUAAAAGCCAGUGUUUAGAUGUAGGUUUUGGUCCCAAUAAAUUGGCAUUCAUCAUUUAUUUACUACUAAAGGUAACAGCCUCCACAGCUGCGCUGAAUUAAUGUUUGUGUUGGUCAUGUGACAAUCAAGCAUACUAUAUUAGCAUGCCACUUCGAACCUGGACUCGACCAGUUCGUCGUUUUUAAUCACAAACAGGUGCGUUGGAGCAGGACUGCCAGGUACACCUCCAGGAGUUCAUUUUGUGAACGUUGAAUAACGGUGGUUAUGGAGGAGAGCCUGAGAACAAUGACCAGGGUCUUCAGGAGAGAAUGUCACAGGGUGUUAGGCUCUGAGAGGACCUCCAUUCAAGGGGCUGACGGGAUGCUGAUGGUCCUACAGCUCGCUGUGGCUGGGGUCAACAAGCAGGAACGCGGGGACUUCAGUGUUGCUUUGAGUGAAGUCUUGGCUGCCUGGAAAUACUUCCUUCUGGAUAAGCUCCAGCUAUCCCACAACGAUAUCCCUCUUCCACAAAACUAUGACCUCAUCCGAAAAGAGUAUGACUGCUUUUUGAAACGCACCAAUACUGUGGACUUGAUUGACGUCUUCAUUAUGUUCAAGGAGCUUCGGAUAAAUGAGGACCCCGAGGAGCCCCUAACCGCGAUGCAACUGUUUCAGUUUCUCGGCGGUGACAAGGAGAGGACGGAGAAAAUGGAUUCUCUUCCUGUGUGUCCCGCAACUCCAUCUAACAAGCCAGUCUGUAGUGCACAGAUACAGAGAGCUGUCAGGAGAGUUUUCUGUUCUUAUUUGGGUCUUCUGGUGAACUCUAAGAAUGACCUGGCCCUCGCUUACACCCUGGACAACCCCAAUCGCUCUCUGGGUCACAGCGCCUUUACUGACCUUAGACAUGCUGCCUGUGACAACUCCUCAUCUCUCUUCCUGACGGUAACGUCAUUUGUCAGGGCCAUACAGCUUGGAGGAAAGGGGUACGCCCCGCCUGAGUCUCACCCCUUAAGGAAGCACGUAAAGGGUUUAUCGGAGUUUCUCAAUUUUGUCGACCAGUGUCAAGAUGUUCUGGGAGAAACCCCUAACCCCAGAGAAGCUGGGUCCAAAUUGGUGUCUAGUAUUCGAGCCGCCCUGGUUAAAGGCCGCAGUAAUGGUGACCUGGUGUACCUUGCAGCAGAGGAUACAGCCAGAAGUCUCAAGGAAAGAAUCGGUCAAAUACACACCAUGCAGACGCAGUCAGUGGUUGGCACAGGAAUCAGUCCAGCAAGGCCCAAAGCCUAUGCUAUUAACCACUCCACUGCCUAUGGUGGCCGUGAGACUGUGAAGGUUCUGAUGACUCUUUUGGAUGAAGAAGCGCUAGCACCGCCCUGCAGGAACAAGGCGGAGCUGCUCUCUGAAGAUCAUGCCGUUCCUAAUGGCAGCUCUGGAGCUUGUCUUCUUACCCUUUACAAGUCUCCAGAAGCUCCCACGGGAUCUUCUCCAAAGCCUUUACGGAACCGCGUCUUGAGCCAACAAGAACACAUCCAGUCCAAGGUUAUGCGGCCAACCAUCCGCUCUCAGUUUGCAUGCACAUACAGUGAUGAUGAGCUGCCCCUCAACCGAGUGUUGGAGUUUCCCAGCACCAGCCAGCUUCCCACCUGUCUGCACCCUGCACCCAAAAAACCCGUCCCUCAUGACCUCACUGGGAUGGACAUCAGUCUCAAAGACCCAGAGGACACUAACUUAAGGCGUAAAUGUCCCGGCCAAUCCGCUUUGGGGGAACAUAGUGGGAAUGCCUGGAACAGAGCAGGUGGGAAGGGGACCCAGCCAGAACAGCUCAGAAGAGCAACCGGGACCUCAAAGAGAAAGCUUGCCAAUAGAGAGUAUGCUGAGCAAGGAAGAGAAGAGAACCAGCCCCCUCAAAAAAGACCCCCUACCAAGGCUCCCACUGGAGGCCCGGGGAAAAGGAACACUAAAGCUGCAUGCAAGAAGCUCAUCGCUGGACAGGGCAAACUCACUGGCUUUUUCAGACUAUAAUUUAGGCUCUACUGACCAAUGAUGAUCUGUUUUGGCAAUUAUGUCAGGUUUUAUUUAUUAGUAGAAUGCUUAAAUGCAUUUAAAGAGGUAGUUUUUUUUUUCUCCUAAAUGUUGUUCUAAACCUUUUGUUUUUAGGUGGAAUUGCCAUUACUGACGGUGUGUGUGUUUGUGUUUGUGCAUGUUUGAGCUUUUAAAAGGAGAAGAUUCGUUGGCAGAGAAGAAACUCGAUCAUUUAAUUUUAGGAUUUUGUGAUGGUCGUGAUUUAAUGCUUUUUGUUCCCCUUUGAACAUGACUCAUACUUUUGCAGAUUUGAAUACAUUUUUAUUUAAAUUCUUUUUAAAUC
Puntigrus tetrazona (Sumatra barb) is the source of this 2657-nucleotide messenger RNA. Its product is annotated as PARP1 binding protein. Gene Ontology annotation, cellular component: chromatin. The record is from RefSeq and is a predicted model, not a curated record. NCBI's taxonomy places the organism in Eukaryota, Metazoa, Chordata, Actinopteri, Cypriniformes, Cyprinidae. The transcript is spliced from 11 exons. The coding region runs from base 581 to 2314 and encodes 577 amino acids. Gene Ontology annotation, biological process: negative regulation of double-strand break repair via homologous recombination.